This is a messenger RNA of Fusarium redolens, 1413 nucleotides long. RefSeq lists its product as uncharacterized. Gene Ontology annotation, molecular function: N-acetyltransferase activity. Lineage: Eukaryota; Fungi; Ascomycota; Sordariomycetes; Hypocreales; Nectriaceae. The record is from RefSeq and is a predicted model, not a curated record. Bases 1 to 1413 code for a protein of 470 amino acids. The transcript is spliced from 2 exons.
AUGACUGAACAUCAAUUGAAGAAGAUACGGCCGCUUGGCAAACUCGAAGAACUCUCAGCUGUGGCCCAUCAUGUCGACUUCUUCACCAACACUGGCCUGUCUGCAUACUACGCGCCAACACAGCCCUUACCUGACUUCGAUCUCGAAGAGAUCGUCUACAGUGCCUUGUCACAAGUUGUUGAUCAACACCCCGCUCUGUUUGCGAUUCCAGUUGUAGUUGAGAAGGAGGGGCCGCAUUGGGGACGACUAACCUCAAUCGAUCUUGAGAAAGUUGUGUCUUUUGUCGAAAGAAGUCAGCCAAGUUUCACCAGCGAUCAAGCGGACGACGAGCUCGAUUCACUGCUUGAACGCCAACACAACACGAGCUUCAAGGCUGGAUAUGGUAUCCUACCCGUCUGGAGACUGGUAAUACUCAAGGACCAUGGUUUGAGCAAAGGAUUCACGGCCUCAUUCAUUGCCCACCAUUCGAUGACUGAUGGAACUGGCCUUCAGAUUUUCCACGAUUCGUUCCAGAAAUCUCUUUGUGACAUUACUUCCAGUUCCACAGGACAAAGACUUGACCGGGUCGUAUUCUCGAAUGAUGCGCCGAUUGCUCCGGCACUCGAGGAGCUUCACCCUCUGCCAAUCCCAACAAACCCACCAGCAUCUAAUGCUGCGGAGCUAAAUGAGUGGAAGGGAACUCCCAUUACGUUACCGUGCAAUACACGUUACAAAUCACUUUCGCUGCCAUCAAACACGAUGGAGCGCUUUGUGCAAGACUGCAAAAAGCACAGGGUGGCACCAACAGCGGCUCUUCCGUCUCUUGUAGCAAGGUUGCUGUAUGACAAUCUUCCAUUAACAGCAGAGGCUCUUACGUGCAACCUUCCAGUAAGCUUACGAUCAGACCUACCACCAAAGCUAGUCGAAGGCGUCAUGGGUAACUUCAUCGAUGCCUUCAAAAUCCAGCUUCUUCGCUCCGAUUUAGAUCAGAUUUCAGAUGACUCCAGUACAGGCACUCUUGGGAUCUGGAACCAUGCCAAGAAGAUCCAGCAAGCUACUAGAAAGUAUUUCGCAAAUGCUUCACCUUCUGGAGAGCUGUACGCAAAUGUCGCUGCACUCAAACUCAUUCCAGACAUUGGCGCAGCCUUGAUCGGAUCAAUCGGCCAUCCUCGCGGGGAAUCUUUUGAGGUCUCAAACCUCGGAACUUUUUCACAGGCUAAGAAUUCCAAGGGAGGUACCAAACCAUCAUGGCAUCGAGGAAAAGUGUUGCUGAGCCGAUGCGCAUAUGCUGGAGGUGCUCCGUUGGUGAUUUGCGUACUGAACAAUGAGGAGUAUGUUGGGUUUGGCUUUACAUGGCAGGAUGGUUCUAUUGAUGAGACCAUUGUCAAGGCUGUUAUGGAUGGUAUCAAAACAUACUUCAACACCAGGGCGUAG